AUGUCAGCUACCCCAUUGACGUUUUCCACGCCCAUCGCGCACAACGCUCUUCCUCUGCCGUCAAGCACACCAGUGGGGCAGUCAUUGUGGAUAGCACCUCAUUCUCAUAUCAAGAGCCUUGGCCUCCAUCCUGAGGGGUUCGCAAACGUAGAUGGGGCAGAGUUUGUGUGGCAGGUUAACGCACGAGAGGCUUGCAGCGUGGUUGUCGACCUUGUUAAAUGUUGCAAGUUCUCUGGUCGCGCUUUGCUGCUUGUCAGUGCACCUGGCACGGGAAAGACCGUGCUUGCCCUGGCAAUCUCUCCAGAAUUCUGGGCAAAGGUGCCCCUCUACCUCAUGGUCGGCUCAGAAGUCUACAGUACAGAGGUCAAGAAGACUGAGGUGCUUGCAGAAGCCUUUUGGCAGGUGAUAGGGCUAUGCAUCAAGGAGACCAAAGAAGUGUAUGAAGACAAAGUCACCGAGCUCACACCAACGGAGGCUGAGAACCCUCUUAGUGGCUAUGGCAAGACUGUCUUGCAUGUCAUUGUCAGCCUGAAGACAGUCAAAGGCACGAAGCAGCUGCGCCUCAACCCAUUCAUCUACGAAGCAAUUCUGAAGAAGAAAAUUGUCGCUGGAGACGUCAUCUACAUCAAGGUGAACACUAGUGCUGUAAAACUUGUCGGACGCUCAGACACUUACACAUCCUCGUACAAUUUUGAGUCUGAAACGUACGUCCCCCUACUCAAGGGCGAGGUACACAAGCAAAAAGAGCUCGUGCAGGACGUAACGCUUGGCGACUUGGAUGCGGUGAAUGCGCGGCCUCAGGGAGGUCAGGACAUGAGUGUAAUGGGCAGUUUGAUGAAGAGCGGUCGGAUGGAGGUCACGGAGAAGCUGAGGAAGAAAGUCAACAAGGUUGUGAGGGGAUAUGUUGACCAGAGUGUUGCGAAGGUUGUGCCUGGUGUCAUAUUUAUCGAUGAGAUACUUGCUUCACAGGUUCACAUGCUCAACAUUGAAUGUUUCACCUAUUUAAAUGCCCUUCCCAAAGGCAACUCAAUUAUGCGCGGUACAACAGAUAUAGUAGCCCCGCAUGGUAUCCCUUACUGUUGCCUAAUUUUUAAGACAGACUCGUACACCAAUGCCAAUAUUGCAAAGAUCAUGCAGGUCCUCGCAAACAUUGAAGGACUCAAGCUCGGUUCUAGUGUGCUCGAACAACUGGCCAUGGAGGGCAAAAAGAGUUUACUUCAAUAAGGUA
Molecule: messenger RNA, 1228 nt
Organism: Phanerochaete carnosa HHB-10118-sp
Lineage: Eukaryota; Fungi; Basidiomycota; Agaricomycetes; Polyporales; Phanerochaetaceae
Exons: 5
Coding region: 1-1224 (407 amino acids)
Biological process (GO): chromatin remodeling; regulation of transcription by RNA polymerase II; box C/D snoRNP assembly
Cellular component (GO): NuA4 histone acetyltransferase complex; Swr1 complex; R2TP complex
Molecular function (GO): ATP binding; DNA helicase activity
Source: RefSeq, a predicted model, not a curated record